Molecule: messenger RNA, 2568 nt
Organism: Fusarium oxysporum Fo47
Lineage: Eukaryota; Fungi; Ascomycota; Sordariomycetes; Hypocreales; Nectriaceae
Exons: 5
Coding region: 1-2568 (855 amino acids)
Source: RefSeq, a predicted model, not a curated record
AUGUCAUUCGGCUUCGGCGUUGGCGAUUUCAUUGCCGUCGGGGAGCUAUGCUGGAAGAUCUACACUCGAGUAUACAAAGUGUCGCGCGAUGCACCGGAGGAGCUCCGCGCUUUGAUUCAAGAACUAGGAAAUUUAUCAAAUACAGUGAAAUUGCUCAAUGAGGAAGUAGAAGAUAGGGAAGAGUGGAUAAAACGGGCAGGAGAGAGACGACUGGAAUACACCUGCAAAAUCGUGGGUCAAGCCAAAGAGACGCUUCAGAAAAUGGAUCGGCUGGCAGAUAAAUAUGCGGAACUCGGCACGGGAGACAGCUCAGAAGGUUCGAGGCGUUCUUUUCGCAUUCAAUGGAACCGAAUCAAGUACGCAUUGGAGGUUUCUAACAUCAACGAGCUCCGCGCGAAGGUUGGGAUCUGGGGUGCUCAAAAUUCGUCCCUGGAACGGAUUGAGAAACAGCAAACACAAACGGACAUCAAGUUAGAAGAGCUUCGGAACGUCAUGACCGGUGACCGACGUUCGUAUGACACACCUAUUUUGAAUGGAUCGUUAGGUGAGGACAUUCGAGCAGAAAUUAGCGCGGCAUUCUUGCGAAGUGCAGAGACUGGUAACGGGCCUUGGGCGUCCAUUGGAAUCGAUGACUGGCUUCAGGCAGGCAAAUGGUGGUUGUUAAAGGUACCAGAUAAGCUGAUGAUUACAAGAACUGGCCAGAGCACUCUAAUUAACCUACUCUUGUCUGAUCACAUUGAUAGUUUCGUGGAAACCCACAGUACAGCUGAGAACGCGACAAACACUGAGAAUACUGAGACCGCUCCUCAAGAAUGUUUUCUCAUGUUAGAGGUGCCGCAACAAGGCAUCUAUCUCAACGUCAUCCUGCAAAGCUUUGUCGGACGGGAUAUCUGCAAGCUGAAAGACUCCAGUGCCCUGAAGGCGAUAGUUUGGGGGUUCCAUCUUUUUGCGUCAGCGUUUUAUCCAACAUCCUUGAGCGCAUCGAUGGUUCAUUCUGCUUGUGUGCUAGCCAAUUGGCCGAGUCCAUAUUUUAUGUCUCUUUUGCUGCCUGGCUAUGACAUUGAUUGCCCAGCUCGAUCCGAUCAGCUUGCGUUGCAACUAAGGAACAUCGUUAAUGGUCUAGUAAAGAAAGGCUGUCACGACAAGAUCCCAACCUCGGAGUUCUUUGCUAAAGACUGUCUGGAUGUCCAAUUACCAUUAGAGGUCUUCACUUGGAAACUUAUCUGUUGGCGUUGCGAAGAGUUCGCUGAUAUAAAGCAUUUGCUUGAAGGACUCAAUACCGAAGAACCUCCACGCGACUCCUUGGUGCAAUCUGCAUUUCUACGGCUUGACCGCAAUUUCCUAAAUCAUCUUGUGCGUUAUAUGAACUACGGAGAUGGAUGGCACCCUGAUGAUGUACUCAUCAUGGUCGAGGCUGCGUUGAGCUCAGACGAUGCCGAAUACCUUUCAUGGCUUCUUGAACACGUUGCCGCUAGUGUCCUUUCUAAGCAUCGGAUUACAAUCUUCCAGUUAGUCUAUAGCAGCAGACGUCUCAACCACAUUGAAGCCAUGAUACAAGUCGUAGUUCCCCGCCCAGCAGAUAUUGCGGCAGCCCUCGCUUGGUACCUAGGUUCUAGCGAUGAGCAGAGUUUUAGAGGCUUUUUACGCAUGGUCGAGGACCAUGGCGGCUCUUUCAGGAGAAGAAGAACUAACGACGUGGAUUUCUCGGACUUUUAUCCUACUUUUGUGGCAGAUUGUUGUCGUUUGAUAGAGACCCAACGUUCUGACACCCUGAGCGUCUAUCUACAAUCGCUGGAGGGACUGGGUAUUAAUUUUCGGAGCAUCGAACAUUGUAAGAUCACUGGGUCCUCUCAGUUGGCAGUUCUCCCAUCUUUACUCUCCCCAGAUCCGUCAUUUCUCCGAGUCCUACUAGAACGAGAGGUCAUAGUGGCAGUUACGCAACCCUUCGUUAUGGAGUGUAUAUCUGGGAUGUACGCGGAAUAUUCACCAAAGAUAGACUUCGGGGAGUUGCUUCAAUAUUUCCCUCCUCCAAUGCCACAUUGGCCUCUUUACUGCUCUGUUAUGCUUGCUUGUAAUACAGAAUUCCUUCAGCUACUGUGUCAAUAUGGCACAUCAUUACAACAAGAGAGCAGGGUCACUGGGGAUCAAGAAAGCAAGGCGCAAGGGAUAGUCAAUCAUUUUUCACAACUUUCAAAUCUGGAAGAUGCACGACUGGAACACAUGGAUGUCCUCAUGUUUUGCCAUAUACUUAUUCAUGUCGGAAUCAAAGGAGAGCACCACCCUGCAUUCUGUACGACCUGGUUCAAAGCAACUGAGAAUAAAACGGACUAUCGAGAGACUUGGAGAUGUAUCGAGCGCCUCUUGUACCGCGAUGGCUGUUUCCAUGGCUGUUCAUCCCAGUGUCGUUUGGCCUUCAGAGGUGACUGGAAGAAGCAGCCGGACAAACGUUCCGAGUUGAUGUCUAGAUAUGAUGAGUUUCCAGACCUUUACCCUAAGCAUCUUCAAACGCAGAGCAAUUGGGAUAUAUGGCGUCGAGACGCUCUGCAGAUUUUGAGGAAGUUUCGAUAG